Stereum hirsutum FP-91666 SS1 is the source of this 2550-nucleotide messenger RNA. RefSeq lists its product as uncharacterized. The coding region runs from base 1 to 2550 and encodes 849 amino acids. NCBI's taxonomy places the organism in Eukaryota, Fungi, Basidiomycota, Agaricomycetes, Russulales, Stereaceae. The record is from RefSeq and is a predicted model, not a curated record. The transcript has 15 exons.
AUGUCCGCGGUUUUGACUGAGGACGAUAUUCGUCGCUUGGGAGCACAAGAGUUAAGUGACAUGGUGAAGUCGUUUGGGCGACGCCAGGGCAAAGGAGGUAGUUAUCCUCGUAAGGAACCAACCAUGAGGAAGCAUAUUGUUGGACACAAACACUGCCCCAAUUGGAAUCUCAUCAGGAAGUCCGUUGCUGGUGAAGCGGUCGAGCUGAACGCCACUGACGCAGUAUUGUGCGGUUUGGUCAAACGUGACCUCGUCCUCAUUCCGCCGAUGCAAUCGUCAUGUGCUAGCUCUUUGCAAGAAGGCCGUGAAAAUGCUGCUCCCUUUACACAACCUGAUAACACUGCGUUUGGCGCUCGAGAGAUUUCUCAGCCCUCUCUUGUGGGUAUUACCCCAACUCAGCAGGGUGAAGACGAGCUUCCACGGGGACAUGCACAAGCAAAUAUUCCUACCGAAGGGGAGACAGCACUCUUAAAAGCGUCCAGUAAGCCUGACAAUUGUGCGGAAGGGCCCGUUAACAACUCCCGACCGUCGCAUGGUGACGGUGCUGGACUACCCAUUCUCCCUCUGGCUUCAAGUAGUGUGGACGUAUCGAACCCGUCUAGCAAGACCGCUGAGAGUGGCGCAGAGUAUAUGGACACCACUCCGACGCCUCACGGUGCAAACCCGUUACUACCGUCUGACCAGAUCGAUGAGUAUGGCGACAAGGCCAUGUACAGGUCCCCAUCGUCUCACGACGAUGUUUCUAUUUUAACCAGGCCCCUUUUGAAUCUGGGAGGUAUCAAUAUGUCAGACCCGUCCACCGAUGCGCUGAUGGACACUCCGCCGUCUAACGGCAGUCAUGCUCCGCUCACCGGGGCCGCUCAAAAUAUGGGAGGAACGAAUAUGUCAAACCCGUCUAACGAUGAGCCGAUGGACAUCCGGCCGUCCCACGACGGCAAUGCUCUUCUACCCGUGGUCCCUCAGGACUCGGGAGGAACGAAUAUGUCAAACCCGUCUAACGAUGAGCCGAUGGACAUCCCGCCGUCCCACGACGGCAAUGCUCUUCUACCCGUGGUUCCUCAGGAUUCGGGAGGCAUGGAUAUCCCAAACCCGUCUAACGAUGAGCCGAUGGACAUCCCGCCGUCCCACGACGGCAAUGCUCUUCUACCCGUGGUCCCUCAGGACUCGGGAGGCACAGAACUACGUGAUAUUUCCGGGAUACUUCGUGAUAGUACAAGGUCGCCGCCAGUUCGUCGCUCCUCUGGGAAUCAACUCCCCGAAACGCGUCAAAUAAUGAUUAGCUUCGAAGACCGUCGACUUGUAAUAGACAGCGAGCCAACCACCGUUGAUCUAGGACCUAAGGAUUUCGAGACACGGAUGGUCUGCCCACGCGGUAUUGUGUCUGUCGCUGUAGAGGAGAUUAUAGGUUAUCUAUUCGUUCUUCGGCCUAGCAUAGCCUCGUCUGCUUGUCGCGUCACCUGGCACUUUCCUCUUCUCGAGGAUUACGAGCUCCUCCUGAUUGAACGCAGAGCGAAUGCUAUGUCCUGGAUAGCCCAUGAUCGUAAGGUUCCGCUCAUCGAGUACAACGGGAAUGAUUGGGUUUAUCUGCGUUGCACCCCAGUUCCUCUGCAUCAAUUGAGUGUGUUCUCGCCGCGGUCAUCAACUUCGAUGUCUCAGCCUCAGGACCAAAGCGUGCCGUCCAAAUUCCCCACGUUACCGAACAGACCAACGCCUCACCACGUUAUCAACGAGGUCGAGGAUGGCGACCCCUAUACCCAGGCGGAACAAUAUUACAACCCACCUACUACCUCGAGACCUAGCAGCGACCCUACGCACCUACCUAUGGAUCAUGAUGAAGACCAGGACACGACAGCGUAUGACUCCUUGUACACGCAUCAGUCCAAACCCAACACAAUCAUACACACCCACAGCAGUUUCUCGCCCCCGGUCAUUUCUGCGGACAGCGAUAACGGGGAAGACGGUCGCACGGUCGAUGGCCGUGGUCACCUCGAAUUCGGCACGCAACCUUCUUUGGGUGUGGCAACCCCAGCUCCUGUUGAUCAGCCUCCUGCUGCGAAGGAUCUUACGGACGCCGAGGACUACAUGCUCAAGUACCUUGAGGAGGAAUACAGCCAAGAUAAAGUGCUGAAGCUUGUGAGGUCGACGAAACCGCAGACAUCACACAUCCUUUACGUUGUAUAUCAACUUGCCCUGACGAUCGGGACCAUCGCGAACAAAUACCGACCGUCAAGUAAUCUUUCCAUCUCCCGGGCCCUUAUUCCACGCCGAACCGACCGAGAUACAGCUGAUCUCGCUGUCACUGAAAAGGUGAUGGUCGCCUUCUUGUGCAGAAGCUGGGGGCAUAUCCAGGACUGUCAGAGGGUUGCUCUCGCUCUUGCCAAUCAUGAAAUCAUUUCCCAGGACAGCAAAGCGAGGCAAUGGUUGUUAAAACUUCAGAAAGGCGAAGAUGCCCCGGAAUCAGAACGCGGCAAAGGUGUACCUCGCACGGGGAUUGGGGCAGUUUGGACAGACCUAGGAGUAGCCAAAGGUGAUAUCAGAUUACCGCAGUAG